This is a messenger RNA of Anopheles maculipalpis, 7970 nucleotides long. It is a transcript of the gene wge, whose product is annotated as protein winged eye. The transcript has 16 exons. Lineage: Eukaryota; Metazoa; Arthropoda; Insecta; Diptera; Culicidae. Bases 201 to 7967 code for a protein of 2588 amino acids. The record is from RefSeq and is a predicted model, not a curated record. Gene Ontology annotation, molecular function: chromatin binding.
GUUUCGCCAACCGGAACACGCGCCAGAUUUUUCAUCCGCCCCCUCCCCGAAACCAAGACAAGAUAGUUUCGCUCAGCAUGAACGGAUACAUUCGUGGCCAGGCGUCCUUUGAGCAUCUUUCUUUUUCUGCCGAUAUUUCACGCGUUCGCGGAUAAAUCCUUGUGUUCUAGCUAUGUAAAUGCUGUGUGCCUUGCAGAGGCAUGUUGGGCUCUACUGCUAAUGGUCGUUUAAUGGGCCCUGGUGUUGGUUCAUCAACGUCGUCGUCUUCGUCGUCCUCGUCGUCGUCGUCGUCGUCCGCACUGCAACAGCAGUCGCACACGUCCCAACAGCAACACCAGCUUGCCCACCACCCAUACUCGGGUCUGUCAUCGCACCACCAUUAUCCGCUGCAGCCGCAACAUCCUGCACUUGCUGCUGCCCAUCAUCAUCGGAGCAUAUGGCCAUCGUUAGGUGCAGCCACCGGCAGAUCCGCAUUCGAACUACAAACCGCAACCAAUGGCGAAGUGACGGAAUCACUUUUUGCCGCCGGAGGAUAUAAUACACCUCCCGCCAGCUCACCAUUCCUUCCCUGCUCACCGUUAGAGCUUGUGGCCAAAAAUUUCCACAGCGCCGGUGCUGCCCUCUCCUUCAGUCAGGCAAAUAGCAGCAUCUUCGUGCAGUCACAAACCGACUUUAUCAAUGGCACUACGGCGGUCGCGAAGAAAACCGAAACCUGUAUCGGACGGUGGGAGCACGGCACCAUAGAACCAUUACAAAUUCAGGUUCCAUCGAACUCAUUUUUGCCAACGGCAACCACCGGCAGCUUCGCACUCAACUCUCCAGAGAGCGCCAGCUCCGGCGAACCAUUGCUAACCGGCGGUCAUCAAACCGUCGGUGACAAGCUACACCCCGCGUACUACCGCUACCCAUACAAACCGGACGAAAACGGCAACCAUUACGACGCGUUCCUUCGCAGCUACUGCAUCGAGCGUGAAUACCAUCGCGAACAGUUGCUAACGUCGGUGGAGCCGUGUUGCAAACCGAAGCAUCACCUUCCACUCACCGACGUUCCGACCGAACCCCGUCGGGACCAUACCGAACAGUCCACCUUCGAUCGACGGUUCGACUCGACGGCACUCCUCAGUCCGACCUCACCAACAACAUCGCCCUACGAGUACUGUAAGCUUAAGCGCAAGCUACACUCGAUCCUGCUCGAAACGGGCGCCCAGAACGGUCACCCGCCAUCGAACGGUACCGAUGAUCGAUCGCCAUCUGGGCUGCUGCUGCAAACGUCACACACCCCACGGCAACCGGCUUCCGGUUCGGAGCAACGGCACCUUGAAGCCACACCGGCGCCAGAGCUCACGAGCGCACCGCAACCUGCGUCCGUUGAUCGGAAGCAGCAGUGUGGCGUAGCGGCAACAUUCAACCAUCCACCAGCAUCGACGCCAGCGAGCGAAGCUGUCAAUCAUAGGCCACGGCGUCGUUGGGCAGCAUUACAUUCGGCACACGCCAAAGCGAACGGGUCCGGCAACGGGAGUGUUCCAACACCAGCGCCGACAACGCCCGACCGUAGCCCUGCUGCUGUAGAAGCUGAACGUUGUGACGCUUCGUCCGGCGAUUCUUGCCGACCCAAGUCACCGGGACAUCAGCAAUCGGUGGCGGCGGCGGCACUACGGGCAGCGCAACGUCUUCCCAAGAAACGACGCUCGAUACGAGUCGAUCGGCAGGAGGAGCCUGCCAACGGCAACAACCGUGACACGGACAGCAAAACCGUUGUUCACAUCAAACGUGAACCGUGUCAGGUGUCGGAAGUGACAACGUCAAACAGUUUCGAAGCGUCCACCAACACGACCGCCCUGAAUGCCAUCAUAAAGCUCGAAGCUUCCUCUCCGAAGGCUCUGACCGGUGCCGGUACUACCGGUAACAGCAGCAGAGCCGCCAGCAACUUCUCCAGCAGCUCACUCACACGAAGCAACCUGCUGACAGCCAGCCACAGCGCCAGCGCUAUCAUUAGCAACGUUACCGUGGGUGGUAGCAGCAGUAGUGUUGGUGGUGGUACGAACAUUGGCACCAGCGGAGGGGCAGGUGCCAGCGCGAGCUCGAGCAGUGUUACCGCCACGAUGGAACAACUCGGGUUAGCGUCGGCCACCAACAAUCAUCCGCCCGGUCCGACGACGGCCACCGCGACUCCAUCCGGCGCCCAAUCCAUCCCAGUCGGCAUUGCUGUCGCCCGCCAACGGUUACAAGAAAGUUCGGCCACACCAUCGCCCCAGCUACACCAGGGCAAAGAGCUCAACCGGUACGGUUUAGGGCUGGCGAGUGCUGCCGCGAAUGGUGCUUCACUAAACGGUACUGUCGGUACGACGGCUGAUUUAGGCUGCGCAACGCCCGGCCUAAGCCAGAACAUGUUUUUCACCGGCACCAACUCCACCAUGAUACCCCUCGCACCGGACGCGGUCGCGAUGGGCGUGACCAACGCGGCGGUUCAAAACGCCGUCCGCACACCACCCGCCCUCUGGCAGUAUCCUGCUCCCGUCCCCAUGGAAUCGAUGCUACCAAUGCCCCCGAUACCGCCCGUUGGGUUCCAGCUAGUGCGAGAUCCCACCACCGGCCAGAUACUGUUCCUUCCAGCGGCUGCGACAAUCGCCAAUCCGUCAAACCUUCUAGAUAAAAUCUAUAUUUCUUGUAUAGAACCAUUCCAACAAGCGGUUGUGUGGCCCUCCUAUCCGCAAUCGACCGCAUCGCUGCAGUCUCAGCAUCUGCUCCUACCGCAGCUUCCGCCCCAACAACUCCAGCCACCACCGUUGGCUCCGUUGCAGAUGCUAAGCUCAGACUAUCUGAGCACGGCCAGCACUACGCUCCAUCAGCAACACACCCAAACGCACCACAGUACACGUUACCUUGCCUUGACGUCCGAAUCGAAUGGCAAACGUUCGUCCCUCGCAAGCAGUGGCAAGCAGUCACAUACUACGGCCGGAUCGUCUAGUACCGGACCCGCUAGUACCUGCGGUCAGCCGACGAUUCCACUCCCAAUUCCUGCCUCGCAUGCAUUUAUCAAAAUCGAGGAUUGCUCCACCAGUGCGGGCAUCUCCGCAGCGUGCAUGGGUGCAUCCACCGGGUCGACCCAUCUCGCGACGUCUCUGUUCGGUUCGUUGACUGAUGUGGACAAAUCGAACGCUUCGGCAAGUGCAUCUGCCACGAACUCACUAACGAACGGGGCUGGACCACAUUCGCACCUCGCACUACCCGCGCCCAGUGAACUAACGCCGCAGCUACUAUUCCAACCGGCCAAUCUAAUACACAUCACACCACACCAUCCGGCCAAGUCGCAUUCUACCGGACACACGCUUUUGGAGGCAUCUUCUGCAAGCGGAACGCUCAGCACAUCUGUCACCAAUCCUACGCCACCUCCAUCGGCUCUACCAACCACGGUGUCUUCUGCACUGUUAAGCGGAUUGAGCGGUCAAUCGACGAAUCCUAGCAGCCAUCCGCCUCCGUUAGUAGCUUCGUCGGUUCCUGCUACAACCUGCCUAACGCCUCCACCAGACACUACAACUAACCUGCACUCGCAAACCGAUGCCACCAACGGCACGACUAUGUCUGGGUCGGAAGUGAUCGAACCGCCGGAAGUACAGGACGCCAACAUACAGACGGAUACACCCAUCAUGAGUGAAGAUGAGACAACGCAACCGCCCGAUGGUACUGAUACGGAAACGACCCUCACCGAGGCGGCCACCAUCAUGUCCACGGAAGCGACCCUAGCGUCAGCUUACCGUGCGCUAACGAGCGAACAACCCCUGUGCCAUAGUACGCUUAUCAACAGCAGUGGAGAUUCGGCCAUCGAACCUGAUAUGUCCACCUCUGCUUUGCUGAAUGCCACCAGCACUUCCAACUGUGAUCAGGUCGACAUGGAACUGGAGCCGGCCAACAAAAGUGCACCACCAACACCACAUCCUCAGCCACUCGGUCCGAUGCAAAAUGAGCCGGAAAAUCUUUCCGUUGCUGCUCCUCCUGCUGCAUCUCCCAGCAUCGUUGGAGGCCAGCAGCGAAGGGUGCCGAAACUGGAACUACACUCACCUACUGGACCGAGUUCAAAUACGAAUGGCAUGGGCUCAUUUGCUGGAGCAAGAACUGAAAAGGACGCAGCAGGUCCAGUCACUCAACAGGACCAUCCAGUCGAUCUAAGCGGUCUUGAACUGUUGUCCCAUAGUAUAGAAGUUUUCCAGAAAAAAUCAUCACUGAUCAAGAAGGAACCGAUCUCACCUCAGCUUCCAGCAGAUCCCUCCUCGGUUAAUGUAGUGCCAUCUUUACCCACAACAUCGGCUGCCCUGUGUCCGGAGCCAGCAGGUCCAUGCCAACUCACACCACCGAUGGCAGUGCCACCCGUUCCCGAAGCGUUUCUACGGACCGAUGAACCGAUGGGUGGACUGAAUCUUCUCUGUGCCCUUGCAGAACAACGCUUCCAGGAGGAGGGUAUGUUUAACAAAGACUCUCCCGCAACAUCAAGCAGCUCGGGAAGUAGCAAUAGUAGCGGUAGUACUUACAGCAGUAACACUUCGGCCAGUAGCGCCAGCAGUACCGCAUCACCACCUGGAUCGCCACCAAAUUCAUGUGGCAAAGCCAUAACAUCCCAAGAGCUACUAACAGCGGGAUCUUCUACGCACGGCAAUCUGACAACACUGAUGAUGUCAGGAACGAACGGAACGGAAUCAAUUUCUCGCAAGCGCAAGCACCACAAACAUUCCAAAGAUUCGAAUGGUAAAAAAUCGAGCAAAAAAUCGAAACACGAUAAGGAACACCGGCGUGCGGAGAAGCGCCGAAAGCAAAGCUCGGACGGCACAUCACCCGACGGGGAAGGCGAUCUAGAUGCGGAGAUUAAGGAGAGCCUUACCAGGGUAAAGGCAAAGCUAAACCGCUGCAACUGUAAGGACGGCGAUGAGAAGGAUCACCGGUGCUGCCGUACCCAGUGGCCGACAGCGAACGAGCUUUUCAGUGUGAUCGAGUCGGACAUGAAGGAACGGCUAGAGCGGAUAACGCGACAGUGCGAGGAGAAAAAGCGAGAGCUAGAGCAGAUGAGUACGGCUGCAGUGGCCAAAGUGAAACCGUUGGCCAACAGCAGCAUGGUACGCAUUCCGGAUAUGGGGAAAACGUUUUUCGGCGGUUUUGGGACCGUUACAACCGCCGGUGGUAUGCUGAAUACGUUCGGUUCCGGCAGUGGCGGUAGUACCGUGCUUGGACACGGACUGGGAGGACCAAAGUUCAGUACAAUCCCAGCGCUGUCGCCCAACUUUUCGUCGUCGUCCAAUUCUACCACGUUCGUGGAGUUGCCAAAGCUGAGCUCAGAUACGGAUUCGAGUGGCAAGCGAGAGGAUGAUGAUGCGUGCUCUAUGGAGCGGUUGUCUUACUCGAAGCGUAAGGGAGGUAUCCCCAAGAAGCAUGACGAACUUACGCUGACGGAGACAAUUGUAGCAAAAAAGCCGAAGAGUCUGGUAGGAUAUAUCCUCGCGUCCAAAAACACACGGGACAGCAGCGUUAAGGACGCGGCACACCAGAAGACGGAGAAGCAGCACCACAAUCAUUGGAGCCAUGUAUUGCAUCAAAGCGGCGCAAACGGAGCUCCAGUUGGAUCUCUGGGUCUUACCAAACAACACCAUAUCAGUGAGUCCAAGUUCAAAAAAUCACCUAUUCAUUCGUCCAAGUUUGAAAGCACAACAAGUGACGAUACGAGCAAUCUUUCCGAUAGCUCACUGAAACCACAGGUGAAGAUACGCUCGCCCGCGGGUGGAGUGUUUGCUUUCGAGGACGAAAAUAGUAAACCCUCGGAUGCGGCCUUUUCGAUCUUUGGUGGUAAACCGUCGAUCUUCGACAAGGUAAAGACAAACGCCACGGUUGGCCAUCAGGUCGGUUCACUCAUCGGACUGAAGGUAUCGCCGGUAAAGGCGGCCGUCGUAACUCCGCUGAUGAAACCACAACAUCAUUUGGUGGGAAAUGGAACGCCCACCAAUGGAAAUUUGGUCGGUGGACCUAUAAUGAAGCGCAAGAAAUCUCGCAGCAAGGAUCGCAAACGACGCAGCUCGGAAAAGAAACGCAUUGAUCAACGAUGUCUGCUAACUAGUGAGCAUCUGGGUAGGGAUAAGACGCGUGUGCUGACCGCGAUGGGAGGGCUAUUUUACGCCGGAUGUUUGAGCGCGGUACAACCUCCAGACAUCUAUGCAGUGACUCUGGAUGGAGAGCGUGGAAAUCGGCCCCAUAUCAUGUCCCGGGAGGAAGUAUUGCGUGAUGCGAUACUGGAAGUGGCACCAAAAUCCGUAGAUGACAUCAUCCCCGGAACGCGUCUCUGUGCGUACUGGAGCCAACAGUAUCGUUGCCUGUAUCCAGGAGUUGCCGCCGAACCUGCCUCACCCGAUCCGGAGAAACGUUUCGUGAACGUGGAGUUUGACGAUGGAGAUAAUGGAAAGAUCGCCCUCGAAGACAUUCGCUUCCUGAUGAGCGACUACCCGAUAGUCGAAUACGAUCCCAAUCCUCUUUUAUCGCUAGGCAAGCGUAAGCGCCAGCCAAGCCAUUCCGAACCGUGUCCACAAAUCGGAACGCUCGGUCCGGCUUCGAUAGUACCGCUCGCGGUCACCAGCCAGCCGAUAGCCCAUCCGCAACCCGCAGCCACGCCACUCACCGCUACCGUCACACCGAUGAUCUCGUCACCGCUUGCGGGCGCUUCGACCAUCAACAGCUUCGCGCUGACAACGGAACGAGCCGAAAAGCGGCUACACGACGAAGCUUACCGGGAAGAGCGACGUCGGCUGAAGAAAAUUCGCAAAGACAAAUUGCGCCGAUUGGCAGCAAACAAUGCGGAACUGGCGGCAAACGGUGCCGGUGCUGCCGGAGUUCACAAGCACAAGAAAUCCAAGUCGAAAUGCUACGACGAGUUGUGCAAACAUCGUAAGCAUAAAAAGCGACGAAAGCAUAAGAAACACCACCGGGAAGCGGUAGCACCAUCGUCACCGGAAGGAACGGUAGCCGACGCCACCGGGUCGAUGGAUGACGACAUUUCGCAGGGCGAUAGUGCGUCACAGACGGCCGGACAGUUUAGUCCACGGUCCUCGGUACAGCAAGAGGGGGGCCCUACGUUCAGUCCGGCUGCAGAGAAGGAGGACAACCUUACGGAGGAAGAAGCGAGUUCUUCCGUUACGGAAAGCUCCGGAUCAUAUUAUCAACCCCUGAAGAAACCCUCGACCACGGAGCGGAAGCCUUCUACCGAUCAGCAGAAUGGGAGUAAAAUUGCUGCCUUCCUGCCGGCGCGUCAAUUGUGGGCAUGGUGUGGCAAGGGUUAUCGUCGUUCGGCGGGUCGUGUAAAGAAGCAGUUCUACAAAUCGAUCCAGCGCGGCAAGGAAACCAUUUCGGUUGGUGAUUCAGCCGUAUUUCUCUCGACGGGACGACCCGAUCGGCCCUACAUCGGACAUAUCGAAUCCAUGUGGGAAACGUCCACCAACAACAUGGUGGUACGUGUCAAGUGGUUUUACCAUCCUGAGGAAACGCAGGACUGUCCCAAUCUCAAAUAUCCGGGAGCUCUGUUUCAAUCACCACACGAAGACGAAAACGACGUCCAGACAAUAUCCCACAAGUGUGAAGUGUUGGAAUUGCGCGAAUACACCGCCAAGUUUGGCGCUGAUCCGAAGCAGUACACCGCGAUCUACGAUAAUAACGACACGUACUAUCUGGCCGGAUAUUACGAUCCGACGGUGAUGACAAUCAAAAUGCAACCAGAGAUCGAAAUUUUGCCUCCCAACGAAAGGUGGGUAACUACAAGCAGUAGUAGUACUUCAAUAACUCCGACUACUACGCCGAAUUCGACAGUCGCAGCUAGCACAAAAAAAAUCGCAACGUCCGGGGUAACAGCUAAGUCACUCACCGGUAGCACUAGCAGCAGCAGCAACGGUAACACCAAAGCAAGCAAUAACGUCGGUCACAGUGUCGUUUCUUCUGCUUGAACA